Messenger RNA from Physeter macrocephalus (sperm whale), 461 nucleotides. RefSeq names its product C-X9-C motif containing 4 (gene CMC4). Lineage: Eukaryota; Metazoa; Chordata; Mammalia; Artiodactyla; Physeteridae. The record is from RefSeq and is a predicted model, not a curated record. The coding region runs from base 66 to 266 and encodes 66 amino acids. The transcript is spliced from 3 exons. Gene Ontology annotation, cellular component: mitochondrial intermembrane space.
UUGUAGCCUCGCUGCUCUUGAGGCGGAUAAUUAGCCCAAGAAACACUAUAUUCAUUUUUCUGGAUAUGCCGCAGAAGGAUCCGUGCCAGAAACAAGCCUGUGAAAUACAGAAAUGUUUACAAGCCAACAACUACAUGGAAUCUAAGUGUCAGGCUGUCAUCCAAGAACUGCGUAAGUGUUGUGCUCGAUAUCCCAAGGGAAGAUCUCUCGUCUGUUCAGGAUUUGAGAAAGAAGAAGAAGAAAAGCUGACGCUGAAGCCCACAUGACAGUAAAGUUCUGCUGACAAGCAAACUGCUGCCCCACAUUUCCACCACGCGGGUUUUAUCUAUCCUCCUGACUCUUUCUUCAGGCCAGGUAGCAGCAAAUAUCAAAUGAAAAAGUCAACUAUAAAAGUUAAUAUGCCAUCUAUGCAGAACAAAUAUAAAUAUAUUAAACAAAUAAGUAGAAUGUGAUAAAACUGA